UGGAGAAAGAAAGGAGAGAAGACUUUGUCCCCUUCCAGAGCCUGCGAGCCUGGGCGGCUGUUUGGAAGAAGGCUGGAAAACAUUAGGCGAAUCGACAGCUCUGGAAAGAAUGUGGACCAGUUUGAGGACAAGCACCGAACCCACCUACCCAAGGGACGGAAGCUGUGGGCCCCGGACCCGAUUCUGGGUGCUGGCAGUGGGAAUAGCUGUCAUCUUGUUUCUUCUGGGAUUUUUAAUCGGUUGGCUGGCGAAUAAACAUGGCCAUCAGUUGCCGAGGACAGAUGCCCAUGAGAAGAUGUUGGAAGCCUUCAUGAAGGAAAUGAAAGCAGAAAGCAUCAAGCAAUUUCUUCACAAUUUCACCCAGCAGCCUCACUUGGCUGGUACACAGGAGAAUCUACGCCUAGCUGAACAGAUACAAGCCAACUGGAAAGCAUUUGGCUUAGACUCGGUCCAAAUGGCUCCUUACGAUGUUCUGCUUUCCUACCCCAACAAGACGAAUCCUAAUUAUAUCUCGCUCAUUGAUGAGCGUGGCCAAGAGAUUUUCAACUCAUCACUCUCUGAGCCUGUUCCUGCAGGAUAUGAGACCGUUGAAGACAUUGUCCCACCCUAUAGUGCUUUCUCGGCCCAGGGUGAGCCAGAGGGAGAUUUGGUGUAUGUGAACUAUGGCAGGAUAGAGGAUUUCCACAGAUUAGAGCGAGAGAUGGGAAUUAAUUGUUCCGGGAAAAUUGUCAUUGUCAGAUAUGGGAAGAUCUUCAGAGGAAAUAAGGUUAAGAAUGCUUACCUGGCUGGGGCCAAAGGCAUCAUUUUAUACUCAGACCCUGCUGAUUCUUGUGCUCCCGGAGUUCAGCCUUACCCAGAUGGCUGGAAUCUGCCAGGAGGCGGAGCCCAACGUGGCAAUGUCCUCCUUCUGGAUGGUGCUGGAGAUCCUCUCACUCCAGGAUAUCCAGCUAAAGAGUAUGCCUAUCGCUUGAAGGAAGCUCAAAGUGCAGCUAGUAACUUAAAUAUUCCCGUCCACCCUAUUGGUUAUCAUGAUGCUGAGAAGCUGCUAAAGGAAAUGGGAGGCGCUCCUGCACCUGAUAACAGUUGGAAGGGACAACUUUCGGUGCCUUAUAAUGUGGGACCUGGCUUUACAGGAACUUCUUCAAAAAGAAAAGUGAGAAUGCACAUCUACAGCUUCAAGCAAGUGAGACGGAUUUACAAUGUGAUCGGAAUUCUCCGAGGAGCAACAGAGCCAGAUAGAUACGUCAUUCUGGGUGGUCACCGUGAUUCAUGGGUGUUUGGUGGGAUUGAUCCCCAGAGUGGAGCUGCGGUUGUUCAUGAGAUCGUCCGAAGUUUUGGGAAGUUGAAGCAGGAAGGUUGGCGACCCAGGAGGACAAUAAUUUUUGCUAGUUGGGAUGCUGAGGAGUUUGGCUUAAUGGGAUCAACAGAGUGGGCAGAGGAAAAUGUCAAAAUACUGCAAGAGAGGGCUGUGGCCUACAUCAAUGCUGACUCCUCUAUAGAAGGUAACUACACUCUUCGAGUUGACUGUACUCCAUCGAUGCAUAGCCUGGUAUAUAAUCUAACUAAAAAGAUACCAAGCCCUGAUGAAAGAUUUGAAGGCAGAUCUCUUUUUGAAAGUUGGUAUGAGAAAAACCCGUCAAGGGAACAGAAAGGCUUCCCAAGGGUAAACAAGCUGGGUUCCGGCAAUGAUUUUGAAGUCUUUUUCCAGAGGUUAGGAAUUGCUUCUGGUAGAGCCCGUUACACUAAAAACUUUAAAGUGGACAGGUUCAGCAGCUACCCGGUUUAUCACAGCGUCUAUGACACUUAUGAGAUGGUGGAAAAGUUUUACGACCCAACUUUCAAGAAUCACUUGGCUGUAGCCCAAGUGCGAGGCGGGCUGGUUUUCGAGCUGGCGGAUGCGGUCCUCCUCCCCUUUGACUGUCGAGAUUAUGCCAAGGCACUUAAUGGCUAUGUUGAUAUCAUUUACAACAUAACCAUGAAACAUCAGGCAGCAAUGGAAACACACAAUGUAUCAUUAGCUUUGCUUCGGGAUUCUGUAACAGCAUUUUCAGAAGUUGCAGAUGACUUUCACCGCAGACUUGAAUUAGUAGACAUCCAUAACCCAAUUGAAGUAAGAUCUUGGAAUGAUCAAUUGAUGUUCUUGGAAAGAGCGUUUAUUGAUCCUCUUGGAUUACCUGGAAGACCAUUUUAUAGACACAUCAUCUUUGCUCCGAACAGUCACAACAAAUACGCCGGCGUGUCCUUCCCUGGGAUCUACGAUGCCCUCUUUGACAUUGAUCACGAAGCAGACCAAGAGAAAGCCUGGGAAGAAGUGAGGAAGCAGAUCUUCGUUGCUGCUUUCACCGUGACAGCUGCAGCUGGGACUCUCAAAGGAACACCAUGAUUUGCUAACCACCAUGAUUGAAUAAGGUCUCAGGUCAAUCCUACUUCAAUUGGAUCGUGGCGACAUCAUGAUUAACUUGGUAUAUGUUGUGCUUCUAGCGCAGUGAUGGCUAACCUUUUUCCCCUCGCGUGCCAAAAUCAUAUAUUUCCACACCCAAAAUGCAAUGUGCCCCAUCCCUACGCAUGCAUGCUUCCAGUGGUGGUUUUCAAAAAUUGUUUGAACCUACUCUGUGGGUGUGGCCUCCUUUGUGGGAGUGGCU
Molecule: messenger RNA, 2642 nt
Organism: Thamnophis elegans (Western terrestrial garter snake)
Lineage: Eukaryota; Metazoa; Chordata; Lepidosauria; Squamata; Natricidae
Product: putative N-acetylated-alpha-linked acidic dipeptidase
Exons: 19
Coding region: 110-2383 (757 amino acids)
Molecular function (GO): carboxypeptidase activity
Source: RefSeq, a predicted model, not a curated record